Striga asiatica is the source of this 3618-nucleotide messenger RNA. Lineage: Eukaryota; Viridiplantae; Streptophyta; Magnoliopsida; Lamiales; Orobanchaceae. The record is from the annotation of a GenBank genome assembly.
UUUUAUGGGCCGAUAUUUCGUGCAUCUAUCAAGUGAGUUGGCUUACUUUAACGUCCCAACUUGGUCUUCUCGAAACAUAUUUUAUUAAGAUUUAUGUUCAUAUUUGUUUGUGGCCUUCACAAAGAAGAUCACCAAAUUUAAUUUGUCACAUACAUAUCAUUUGUUUCAAAUUUUUAAGCCACAAAACAAUGAUGACUACACCAACAGCUGAGUUUGCCCCGUCUUUGCACGAGUCGCUGCACCAGCUCAGCAUGUGGGAAGAUGCCUUUGAGGGCAGCAUAAGCCCUGGUGCAGGCGGGUGCAUGAUCAUCGAAUCCGACCCUAAAAUAGACGAUAAGAUUGAAUACUUGUCCGACAAAUCAGCUGACCAUGUCGAAGAUAGUCAUGCGUCGCGGAGUAUUUCAGAGAAGAUACAAAGACGGUUAGCGCAAAACCGUGAAGCUGCUAGGAAAAGUCGGUUACGAAAGAAGGCAUAUGUCCAGCAGCUAGAGACGAGCCGUAUGAAGCUGGCACAACUCGAGACAGAGCUUGAGAGAGCUAGACAACAGGCAAGAAAACAUAUCUUUUUCUUUUCAUUUUCUCGUAUUCUUCUUACAUGCGCAUCUUGUCUAAAUUCACGGACAAUGAGUAAAUUAAUUAUCGAACAUUGUGAAAGUUCCGAAUGUAUGACACAGCAGGGCAUGCUUAUGGCAAGCGCGGCUGGUAACAUAGGAUUAUGCGCAACCAUAAACCCAGGAAUUGCUGCAUUCGAGAUAGCAUACGUGCAGUGGAUAGAAGAAGAAGACCGGAAAAUAUCAAAUCUCCAAAAUGCCCUUCAGUCCCCUAUAAGUGAUGCCGAGCUACGCAUGACAGUCGAGAAUGUGUUGGCCCACUACCGCUAUUUGUUCUGCAUGAAAAAAGAUGCCGCAAGAGCCGAUGCUUUCUACUUAGUGUCCGGCAUGUGGAGGACUUCGGUCGAGCGCUUUUUCCUCUGGAUUGGCGGGUUUCGACCCUCUGAGCUCAUAAGCGUGGUAAUGCCCCAGCUGGAGCCGCUGACCGAGCAGCAAAUGGCGAGUGUACGUGGAUUGAGGCACUUGUGUACUCAGGCAGAAGAUGCCCUGUCUCAAGGGUUGGAAAAGCUUCAGCACACACUAGCUCAAGCCAUAGCCUCGUCGGUUUCUGUGGGUUACAGCUGUCAGCCGGUUCUUGAUCGGCUCAACUCUCUAGAAGGCUUCGUGAAUCAGGCGGAUCACCUGAGGGAGCAGACUUUGCAGCAGAUGGCACGAAUACUGACGACCCGACAGGCGGCUAAGGGUUUGCUUGCUUUCGGGCAAUAUUUUCAGAGGCUGAGAGCUUUAGGUUCUUUGUGGGCGGCUCGUCCUCCUCAACAGCCUGCAUAAUAAUAUCGUGUGGAAAAAGGGAAGGAAAAUAAAGAGCGAAAAAAUAGUAGCAGUGAGAUGUGUAGACAUUGUUGUUUCAUGAGAUGCUCGUGAUUUUUGCUAAGGGGCUCAGUUAUAAGAGCUUCAAGUGUUGGGUGUAUAUACGUAUUUUCUCGGUUAUAUAAUAUAGUUUCAUGAGUAUGUUAAUUUGGCACUUCACUUCAAUCUUUUAAAUUUGUUUCGUCGACUUUCGAAAAUGCCCAGCUAAGACCUGUCCUGUUCUGUCCUGUCACGAACUUCUCGUUCGCAAGCCCACAGGUCGGAGGAAUAAAAAUUUCUACGAUUCUGCCAAAAAACUUACAAAAUUACGAAUAGCCCUUCAUACAGGCUUCUGUUCUGCACACUGUAUCUUUAUGGGGUGCAUUUUCAAAACAAGCACAAACUUAUUAACUGAACCAUAGCAUUCAGUUAAUGAGAUUUGUUUGUUAGCAAACGAAACUGAGAGACUCCAUUUUAUAAUACCUUCACUCAAAAAUGGGAUAUUUUGUGUCUAAAGUAAGAAAUAUGUGGCUUUGAAGAUGCUUUGCCAAAAUGAGAUGGGGCAUUUAUGUAGGCUUAGAGUAUGAUAAUGUUUGGCAUAUGCUACAUAUGAAGAAACCCUGUCAGCAUGUUAGACAUGCAACUCAAACCAGCACCAUAGAAACACAAGCAAAAAUGGAAGAUGAAAUACAUAAAUUUAAUUGAUCUAUAAUCAUCAGGCAUAAUAAAAGAAAAAAUAUCCUACUUGAACAUCUCUCCCAGUUAUGAGAUUCAUUUCCCAAACAUAUAAAUGUUUACACAUAAGCUCAAAUUUGACUAUUUCGAAUAUGUCUGGUUUUGUAGACAUCUCAAAUAGACGAAUCAGCAAUCUUUACCAAAGGAGACUUGAGAGGGCACAACGUUAGAAAAUAAAUACGAUUACUGAAGAAGAUUUCCAUUCAAAUAUCAAGACAAAGGUCUUCCAAAUGAUGUUAGAAAAUUUGAGUAAAUUACAAAAUGUGGACAAUUUCUCAAGCAUGAAAGUGUUGCGAGACAAAAUAAAUACGAUUACUGAAGGAAUUGAUAUAAAAAGCCUAGUUUAUGGUCAAUCAUGAGUUUUCUUUAUCAUUCAUUCAUCUCCUGCUUCCUUUUCCUUACAUCAUUCUUUUUAUAUCCCUAAAAAAUGUAUCCAACCACUCUGCUCACGACAAUCUUAAUCCACAAUAUGCAACAAACUUGAAUCUGUUUUCUGAUACGGUUUCUAUAAGUCUCUAACAGUCUAACUGGUUAUGUGCAUUCUUUUUAUUACCUAGAGCUCAUUGAUUGAGGUUUCAACAAAUAUAUGAGAUUAAUAACUACAGUACACACCUUGUCAAUUAUUUUCAUUAUCGAAUAAUAUUCUCUAUAACAUGGUAUAUGCCUACAUCAACUGUUGAUGCUUGAAAACUCAAUGUCCACAAGAUUUAUGAACCUUGCCAUUAGAUUCCUAGAUAACCAGAAAUGUAGCCAACAUGCUCAACAGUCCAAAAGGCAAAAGCUUCUAAUGAAUUCCACAUUCUUUUUGUGUGUUUUAGCAUUGAAAGGGGUAUCAUGAUCUCACCAAUCACCUGUAAAUGUUUGUACUCAGAGUCUAUUUUCCCUGAGCUAGUUUUAGAGGGCAAUGGAGAAACACAUUUGAUAGAUUCUCAUCGGUUCACGUUUGUCACCGAAAGUCCAAUAAUUGGACUAAAACAACAAAUAAACAAAAUCAAAACAUCCCUCAAAUGUCGAACAAUUUUUGCCUGAACAUCUUCCACGAAAAAACUAGAGUAUGAAGCAAAACUCAUCAAAUUGAACAUUAUAACUCAGAAAGCACAAACAUGUUACAAUAAUUAGCAGACUCAAAACAUCACGAAAAUAAGCUAAUAUUCCACAAUAUCUCUUAUGAAAAUCACGACACCAUUCUCAUGAAAAUUACACAUACCAAAAAUCGAAAACAAUCUUCUGUCAUCAUAUGAACUUUCAGCUAAACCUUUCUAAAAAUAAAGCUGUUUACCAGCGUGAGUGCCUGGCGAGGGGGAUUAUUCUUCAGGCAAUGGUUCGGAAGGCCGGAAACUCGGAACUCUGUCGGGGGCCGGAGAGAAGAAAAGUGAGCUAAUCUCGACCUCGUACAUGGAGAAGACGACUGCGUUUUGACAGCGAUAGAAGCUCCGGCGGUCACUGAAAUCGCCAUUUCUGCUCCUUUAUUCUGAUUUUGAAAAAA